GGGGGCGGGGGCCGCGGCUCGCCCCCCGCCGAUGAGCCGCCGCGGAGCGCGGGCGGACGAUGGAACUCCACAUCCUGGAGCACCGGCUGCAAGUUGCCAGCGUCGCCAAGGAGAGUAUCCCGCUCUUCACCUACGGCCUGAUCAAACUUGCCUUCCUGUCCUCCAAGACCAGGUGCAAGUUCUUCAGUCUGACGGAGACGCCGGAGGAUUACACCAUCAUCGUUGAUGAGGAGGGCUUCCUGGAGCUGCCCUCCUCUGAACACCUGAGUGUGGCAGACGCCACCUGGCUGGCCCUCAACGUGGUAUCUGGAGGCGGCAGUUUCUCCAACUCCCAGCCCAUCGGCGUGACCAAGAUCGCAAAGUCGGUCAUCGCGCCCCUGGCCGACCAGAACAUCUCAGUGUUCAUGCUCUCCACCUACCAGACGGACUUUAUCCUGGUUCGUGAGCGUGAUCUGCCCUUCGUCACCCAUACCUUGUCAUCAGAGUUUACCAUCCUGAGGGUUGUCAAUGGUGAGACAGUGGCCGCUGAGAACCUGGGCAUCACCAACGGCUUUGUGAAGUCCAAGAUGGUCCAGAGGCCCGUCAUCCACCCGCUGUCCAGCCCGAGCAACAGGUUCUGCGUUACCAGCCUGGACCCCGACACGCUGCCUGCCGUUGCCACACUGCUCAUGGACGUCAUGUUCUACUCCAACGGAGUGAAGGACCCCCUGGCUGCUGGCGAUGACUGUGGCCACAUCCGCUUCUUCUCCUUCUCCCUCAUCGAAGGCUACAUCUCCCUGGUGAUGGAUGUGCAGACCCAGCAGAGGUUUCCUAGCAAUUUGUUGUUCACGAGCGCAUCUGGAGAGCUCUGGAAGAUGGUGCGGAUCGGAGGACAGCCCCUGGGCUUCGAUGAGUGUGGCAUCGUGGCCCAGAUCUCCGAGCCCCUGGCUGCUGCGGACAUCCCCGCCUACUACAUCAGUACUUUCAAGUUCGACCAUGCACUGGUACCAGAAGAAAACAUCAACGGUGUUAUUAGCGCCCUGAAGGUCAGCCAAGCAGAGAAGCAUUAGAAGGGCCUCUUCUGCUCCUCCCUGUCUGCCCCAGGCCUGGGCCCAGCCCCCACCCUGAAGAUUCUUCUUGCAGUAUUUCUUGAUGGACUGGAAAAUCAGCCCCGGGGUCCCCGAAGAGGAGGCCUCUGGGAGACACCCCUGAUCGCUGACCCACCAGGCCUAGGACUUAAGCUGAGGCCUCCCCAUGCCCUCCUGCCUUCUCAGAGCCCCCCCCACCCCGCCCCCCAGACCCUCCAGAGAGCCGCCUGCCGCCGCCUCCUGUCCCCAUCCCAGAAGACGGUGUCUGGGGUCUAGGGAGCUUGUGAGCUGCUGCUCCGCCUCCUCAUCUGGCCUCACCCACAGCUGGAGGCAGAUGCCGAAGAAAGCUGGCCCUUCCCACAAGACAUGGGGUACUGAUUUUCAUGUUGUCUUGGCGGGGGCUGGCCAAGUGGGACUGAGUUUGUAGAGACUGAGAAGACCCCCACGAGGGUGGGGGCUGGGUGCUGUGGUCGCUGGUGUCUGGCCCCGUCAGCUCGGGGCUGGUUCCCGCAGAGUGGAGGCCAGAGUGGGUGGCCCUCAGGUCACAUGGCUGGUGAGACUCCCCCAGGAGCCGAAGGGUCAAACCCAGGACCUGAGCCACCCAGAACCUCACCUGCCAGCCACAGGGCCUGUGCCCCAACUCCCAGCAAGACUGCCAAGAGGGGCCCUGUCCAGACCCUCCCCCACCACAAACCCUCACUCCUGGGGGUGGUUCCCAGGGGUCCCACCAGCCUGGGGCAUGAGCCCCUGUUCCCUCUGCUUUCCCUGGACCCUACUCGGGCCGGCAAAGCCUCAAGUUUCCUCCAAGUGGGGGCAUUCCCAGCAUUCUAGACCUGGGUUUCUUGGGUCACCCCACCUCCUCAACAGUUGAGUAGACCAGCAUAGGCCUCCCCCGUCAUCCUGCCCCUGCCCCAGUUUUGGGGGGCAUGGAAGGCCUCUGCCCCCAACUCACCUGCCCGCCACCCAGUCGGGGACUGUGGCACUCACAAGUACUUGACCUGGGAGGCAGCUUAACUGAGCCUUAAUAGAGAAAACCAUACCUUGUUUUAGCUUCUUAUUUAAUGUGUUCGCGCCCAGGCUGUGGUUGGCAGCAGUUUUGGGGAUGGGGCCUACAGAACUCGGGGUCUGGAAGCCCAGCAUCACCGGCUGGCACCUAACUCCAGGCACAAGCGUGAGAAUCGGGAACCGCCCCAGGCGCCCACCGGCCGCCCACACAGGCGCCUGGGCAUCCUGCUUCCUUCUGAGCAUCGGGACCCAGAGCCCACAGGAAGUGGACAGCCAGGUGCAGGCCAGCCACGGUGGCCUCGUUCUCCGGACAGGGAGAAGGGGCUCAGCCCCCAGGCCUCGUCAGCAGGGGUGUUUUCAGACAGACAGGGCCCACUGGAGCUCAGGCCCUCUGUGUCGUUUCUCUGGCGGCCUCUGGCCUGGGCUGUUCUGAGAGGGCAGAGCCGCGGCGAUUCCCCAGCCCGGUGAAGUUUAUGUGCGCCCCUGCGUGGGACCCCGCGCCCUGGAAGCCGCUGUAGAGGAGCCAUGAGUCUGCAUCCUCGCAGACGCCCAGGGCCCAGGCACCGAUCAGGAACCCACUCUCUUCUUAAGUUAAUUCAUUUUGCACAAAACUCCAAAAUAACCAAAACGUGUAUGUUGUUUGCUGGUUGCAAAACUCGGGUGGCCGAGCGGGCGGGCAGUGCUGGAUGCCCUGGGCCCCUUUCGUCCUCGGAAGGCCUUGAAUUCCCGUGGCGCGCCCCUCCACACCCACCCCUGUCAGCGUCCCUAUCGCGUCGCCUCCUACCCCACCCCGCCGUGCAAGUGUCGGUCCCGUGACCCCAGAAAUGUGUGCUCUCUAGACCCUAGGACGUAUCUAUUGUACACACCUAUAAAUACCUGUGUUUUAUGUCGAUAUAGAUAUAUACUGUAAAUAGCAUAUAUACUUGAGCAAUAUAUAUGUUAAUAUAUACUGUGUGAGCACGCCCGCGUGUUUGCGGGGCGCGGGCACAGCCCCGCUGUGUGUGCGUGCGAGGCUGAGGGCUCCACCCUGCUGUGUCUGCCGUGCACACACGUUUUGAGCCACCAUAAGAUUUUUAAUUCAAGUAUAUAGGCAAUAUGCUGAUUGGACAAGCCGCAGGCUCCCUCAGCUCAGACUUGAGAGAAAAACAAAACCAGCAGCCCAGGAGCCGAGCCCUGGGUGGGUGUGGGUCCCUGCCCCCCACCCCGGUCCCCCUUGAAAGCUAGUUUUGCCCCUUCCCUGCAUCCCAGCCCCCCAAAGUCUAGCCAAGGUCCCUGGAAACCCGUGUUUUAUUGGGGGUACAGAGGGAAGAGGAGUUGGACCGUCUUGCUUUUUAGCAGAACCAUGCCCCCUUCUCAGUAGUCUCAACCUGCAGACCCAGGCCAGCUGAGCACCCCCUUCCCACCCCCUCUCAGCUGUCCAUCCUGGGUCCUCUCCCCACCUAUGGCUGUUUUCAUGCUGAGUCUUUUCACUGGCAAGCUUAGAUGCCUCAGGCUGUCUCCCCAGGCCUGGUGACUGGCCCAUUCUCACUGUAAAGGGGUGUUUGCCUUGACCUUGUGUCCAGGGAGUCGCCACCCAUGGCCACCCAUUUAUUUUUCUAUUCUCUAUGCUGUGUGUGCCAAGGCCGGGUGCAUCCUGGUGUCCAAGAGUCUGAGCAGCAAAGUCAGUGGUUCGAUCACCACAGCUCUUUGGGGAAGGUUGAGUGGUUUCCCCAGGGGCCAGCUGCCCCCAGCCAUCUCCUGGCUCUCUGGGUGGGCACCUCUAGACCACAGGGUCCGCAGGGAGGUGCGUACUGCUCAAUGCAGCUCAUGUGGCUGAGGGCCUUCCAGCUGUGGCUGGUGGGCUGCGUAGCUGGAGGAGGAAAGCGGGUUGAGCAAGUGGGCGCUGGACUCUGAGGGUCUGUCUUUGCCUCUGUGGGCGCCCAGUGAAAAAGACCAAGCACCUAAAUGCUAUUGUCACGGCCGUGCCAGGCUGCACACCAGAGUGAGCGCAGGUUAGUCGGAGCUGUGCCCACCACCCCACUGCGACAGAAAUCUGACUCCUUGGCUCCCCCACCAUGUGGCUCCCAGAUCCCUCAGCCCCCAGUCCUGACCUGACAAAGGGGGGCAGAAGGGGCUGCCCACACCACUGCCUCAGCCUAGGGCACACCAUUAAGCCAGAGAGACGUGCUAACCCCUUCCAAAAUUCAAGGGGUCCAGCAUCCCCAAAACCACAAAACCACCAGCACUCUCCCCCUCCCGUCACCUCCAGGCCACAGACCCCUGAUGGGAAGGGAGAGAGCUGGGAGGGCCCGGAGCUGCCCCAUGCCACCACCCCAUGAGGCAGUGUGGCCUGUGACCUGCCAGUGAAGCAGGGAUGGUCGUGAGGUGCCACUGGGCUGACAGCAGAGGGCAGGAGAGCGGGCUCUGGGCAGAUGCCGAGCAGACCCCCGGCCCAAGUCAGAGGCACCCUUUGCCUGGAAUUUGAGGUGAACCUGCAUGCGCACCACAGCGCCCUGACCACCUUGCCAGGCCAGUCCCGGCCGUCGCUCAGCCACCUGGGCCACCUUGCUGUACUGUUUCUGCAAAUGGGGACGAGGGCUCUUCCCUGCCCCAGCUAGAAGGGGGCUCGCGGUCUCCCAGGUGAUGGCAGAGCCGGCCUGCCCGGUGGCUAAGGGAUAUUUGAUGCCGCUGUGGGCUUGGGGUGGGGUAAAGGAGAAAGUAUGUCUGCCAACUGGCACAUCGGCCCACAGGGACAGGCUUGGUGAGGAGGGGUCUGGAGGGAGCCAGCCGAGCCUCGGACCCUAGCAGAUAAGACACCUUCGCCCACACGUCAACACCCAUUUGGGCUUGUUUUCUCUUUUAUUUUCAAAUAAGAGGCAACAAAAGGACAAGCUCAGCUGUGUCUUGUGCCCCCUCCUGUGGGCCUUGGGUGGGCUGUGGCUUAGCUCACAAGCCUGCUCUGUGGGAAGGAGAGGCGGCCUG
Condylura cristata (star-nosed mole) is the source of this 5033-nucleotide messenger RNA. RefSeq names its product GATS protein-like 2 (gene CASTOR2). The transcript is spliced from 9 exons. Lineage: Eukaryota; Metazoa; Chordata; Mammalia; Eulipotyphla; Talpidae. Bases 60 to 1049 code for a protein of 329 amino acids. Gene Ontology annotation, cellular component: cytosol. The record is from RefSeq and is a predicted model, not a curated record. Gene Ontology annotation, biological process: cellular response to L-arginine; negative regulation of TORC1 signaling.